AAAACCGGGGACCUGUACGCCGUCAAAGUCUUCAACAACCUGAGUUUUUUGCGGCCGCUCGACGUCCAGAUGAGAGAGUUCGAGGUUCUGAAGAAACUAAACCACAAAAACAUUGUGAAGCUCUUCGCUGUAGAGGAAGAGUCAAACACUCGCCACAAGGUGCUGGUGAUGGAGUACUGUCCCUGUGGAAGUCUCUACACCGUGUUAGAGGAGUCGUCCAAUGCGUACGGACUCCCGGAGGACGAGUUCCUCAUCGUCCUGCACGAUGUCGUGGCAGGUAUGAACCACCUGAGAGAAUACGGCAUCGUUCAUCGCGACAUUAAACCAGGAAACAUCAUGAGGGUGAUCGGAGAGGACGGCUGCUCUGUCUACAAACUGACGGACUUCGGGGCGGCGAGAGAGCUGGAGGACGACGAGCAGUUUGUGUCUCUGUACGGCACCGAGGAAUAUCUGCAUCCCGACAUGUAUGAGCGCGCGGUGCUGAGAAAAGAUCACCAGAAGAAGUACGGCGCCACCGUGGAUCUGUGGAGCAUCGGCGUCACCUUCUACCACGCCGCCACCGGCAGCCUCCCGUUCAGGCCGUUCGAGGGGCCGCGCAGGAACAAGGAAGUGAUGUAUAAAAUCAUCACAGAGAAACCGUCCGGGACGAUCUCCGGUCACCAGAAGUGUGAGAACGGGAAGAUCGAGUGGAGCACGGAGAUGCCGGUGUCCUGCAGUCUGUCAAAGGGUCUGCAGAGCCUCCUGACUCCGGUUCUCGCCAACAUCCUGGAGGCCGAUCAGGAGAAGUGUUGGGGCUUCGACCAGUUCUUCGCCGAGACCAACGACAUCCUGCACAGAACCGUGGUUUACGUGUUCAGUCUGCAGCAGGCGACGCUGCAUCACGUCUACAUCCACGAGUACAACACGGCGGCGCUGUUCCAGGAGCUGCUGUCCCGCAGGACCAGCAUCCCUCUACACAACCAGGAGCUGCUGUACGAGGGCCGCCGCAUCGUCCUGGACCCAAACCGCCAGGCCAAGACCUUCCCCAAGACGUCCAGAGACAAUCCCAUCAUGCUCGUCAGCCGCGAGUCCGUCGCCACCGUCGGACUCAUCUUCGAAGAUCCGAGUCCUCCUAAAGUCCAGCCUCGCUACGACCUGGACCUGGACGCCAGCUACGCAAAGACGUUUGCAGGCGACGUGGGUCACUUGUGGAAAACCUCCGAGUCUCUGCUGGUUUAUCAGGAGCUGGUGAGGAAAGGAGUUCGAGGUUUGAUUGAGCUGAUGAAGGAGGACUACAGUGAGAUCCAACACAAGAAGUCUGAGGUUUUCCAUCUGUGUAACUACUGCACACAGAUACUGGAGAGAGCUGAGCAGCUGUUCGAGGUGUUGAUGCAGGCGAACCUUCUGUCGUCAGAGUACGACGAGAUCUCAGACAUGCACAAGAAGGUCGUCAGAAUCUCUGGAACUUUGGAGCCGAUUGAACGAACGACACAAGACGUCAAGAGUAAGUUUCUCCCAGGAGGCCUCCUGACGGACGGCUGGACGCAGCAGGUGGGGACGCACCCCAAAGACAGGAAUGUGGAGAAGAUCAAAGUCCUGCUCGACGCCAUCACCGCGAUUUAUCAACAGUUCAAGAAGGACAAGGCCGAAAGACGUUUACCGUACAACGAGGAGCAGAUCCACAAGUUUGAUAAACAGAAGCUGGUUCUUCACGCGAGUAAAUCUCGUUCACUGUUCACUGAAGAGUGCGCCAUGAAGUAUCGGCUGUUCAUCUCCAAGAGUGAAGAGUGGAUGAG
Molecule: messenger RNA, 1775 nt
Organism: Paralichthys olivaceus (Japanese flounder)
Lineage: Eukaryota; Metazoa; Chordata; Actinopteri; Pleuronectiformes; Paralichthyidae
Source: RefSeq, a predicted model, not a curated record